Molecule: messenger RNA, 1617 nt
Organism: Pseudomassariella vexata
Lineage: Eukaryota; Fungi; Ascomycota; Sordariomycetes; Amphisphaeriales; Pseudomassariaceae
Product: diphthamide biosynthesis protein
Exons: 2
Coding region: 211-1539 (442 amino acids)
Biological process (GO): protein histidyl modification to diphthamide
Molecular function (GO): 2-(3-amino-3-carboxypropyl)histidine synthase activity
Source: RefSeq, a predicted model, not a curated record
AGACAGACAACCUGACAUCUGACAUCCGAAGCCAGCACCCUUCAAAUUACCCAUUCAGAUUCUCUGAAAUACCCUUAUCAUAAUCUCGACGCAUUUUGCGCACCGCUCAUAGCGAAUAGGGCUCAGCGCAAAUCGGACUACAUUAUUGGUCAGGGUCUCGAUAUUCGCGAAGCGGGGUGAAGAGCAUCAGUCCGAGUGCCUUCAGCAGCCAUGGAGGAAGACAGAGCACAGACAGAUCUUGGGAUUGCAGCCGACAUAGAAGAGGCGCAAACACCCCCGUCACCGCCACUCUAUAAACAGCCCAAAAAAAGGUUUGUAGGGCGAAGAGCAGCCAAGGCGGCGAGAGAUGGUGCGGGUGGUCCGUCGGUCGAGGAUAGCGGGGCGAUUCAAGUCGCACAGCCACGGAGAGCACCCCGGCUCCUGAACUCAGUACCGCCUGAGAUCUUGGAGGACCCAAGUCUCAAAGAGGCCAUGACGCUGCUGCCGGCCAACUACUCGUUUGAAAUUCCCAAGACCAUACAUCGCAUCCGGUCGGCAGGCGCGAAGAAGGUUGCUCUGCAGAUGCCAGAGGGCCUACUCAUGUUUGCAACGACCGUUUCAGACAUUCUCACGCAGUUUUGUCCCGGCAUCGAGACGCUCAUCAUGGGAGAUGUCACCUAUGGUGCUUGCUGCAUCGACGACUACACGGCGAGGGCACUGGGCUGCGAUAUCCUGAUCCAUUAUGCUCACAGCUGCCUGAUACCAGUCGACGUGACCAAGAUCAAGACGCUGUAUGUCUUCGUAGACAUCAGCAUAGACUCGUCGCAUCUGUUGGCGACGCUGGAGCGCAACUUUGCGCCUCCCAAAACUAUCGCCAUGGUCGGGACGAUCCAGUUCAAUGCGACCAUCCACGGAGUAAAGUCGACUCUAGAGAGGGCUGGCUUCAAAGUACUCGUCCCGCAGAUUUCACCUCUGUCCAAGGGUGAGAUUCUCGGAUGCACGUCACCGCGCCUUCUCGACUCGGAAAAUGUCGAUCUGAUCCUGUAUCUUGGUGAUGGCCGUUUCCACCUCGAAAGUAUCAUGAUACACAACCCUUCGAUACCGGCGUAUCGCUAUGAUCCCUACUCACGGAAGCUGACAAAAGAGACUUAUGGACAUGAGGAGAUGCAGUCUUUACGACGAGACGCCAUCAGCACGGCGAAGGGUGCCAAGAAAUGGGGCCUCAUCUUGGGGUCGCUUGGGCGGCAGGGGAACCCCCACACGAUGAGCUUGAUAGAAAGCAAGUUGGAGAAAAUGGGCAUUCCUUGGGUUAACCUCCUAUUAAGCGAGAUAUUCCCGGGGAAGCUAGCUCUGAUGGAUGAUGUUGAAUGUUGGGUACAGGUGGCCUGCCCGCGGCUGAGCAUUGAUUGGGGUUACGCGUUUCCGAGGCCGCUCUUGACUCCGUAUGAGGCGCUCGUGGCUCUUGAAGAGCGUGAGGACUGGGGCAAGGGGCCAUAUCCUAUGGAUUACUAUGCGAGGGAAGGUUUGGGGAGAACGAAGGUUAUUCCCGUUGGUAGUUGAAUACACAUUUGAGUCGGCACAACCAGACCUGUCAUACACAAUUUCAUUCAUUCAUGGAUGCUUAUUUUCGAAUAUGAG